Penicillium subrubescens is the source of this 1626-nucleotide messenger RNA. RefSeq names its product Arginine permease CAN1. The transcript is spliced from 2 exons. The coding region runs from base 1 to 1626 and encodes 541 amino acids. Gene Ontology annotation, molecular function: amino acid transmembrane transporter activity. Gene Ontology annotation, cellular component: membrane. The record is from RefSeq and is a predicted model, not a curated record. NCBI's taxonomy places the organism in Eukaryota, Fungi, Ascomycota, Eurotiomycetes, Eurotiales, Aspergillaceae. Gene Ontology annotation, biological process: amino acid transmembrane transport.
AUGGCCUCCAAAGUCCCUGAAGAUGAUCCCGCAACAUCCAAGUCCAACGAGGACUACAAUGAUGAGGCACAGGUCGCGUUGGGCCAGCCCAGGAAUUUGCCCAGCUUGAAGCGCAAGCUAAAGAGUCGACACCUUCAAAUGAUUGCAAUUGGCGGUACAAUUGGAACUGGUUUAUUCAUCUCCAGCGGAACGGCACUAGCGCAUGCUGGCCCUAUUGGCGCUCUAAUCGCGUACAUUUUCAUCGGCACCAUUGUCUUUUCGGUUAUGACGUCUCUUGGCGAAGUGGCUACCUACAUUCCAAUCCCCGGAGCAUUCACCUCAUAUGCUACUCGGCUGAUUGAUCCUAGCCUUGGCUUUGCGAUGGGAUGGAUCUACUGGUUCUCUUGGGCUAUCACAUUUGCUCUUGAACUAACUGCCACUGGUCUUAUCAUUCAGUAUUGGGAUCCAUCGAUUAAUAUCGCUAUUUUCAUUGCCGUAUUUUGGGUUAUCAUGACCCUUCUCAACCUACUGCCCGUCAACUUCUAUGGCGAGCUCGAGUUCUGGUUCUCUAGCAUCAAAGUUGUUACAAUUAUUGGAUUCAUCAUUUUUGCUAUCUGCAUUGAUGCCGGUGCGGGACAACAAGGCUACCUUGGAUUCCACAAUUGGGUUCAUCCCGGGCCUUUUGUUGAUUAUCUCGUGACGCCAGGACCAACUGCUAAGUUUGUGGGCUUCUGGGCUGUCCUUAUUCAAGCUGGUUUCUCCUGCCAGGGCACCGAACUGGUUGGUCUCGCUGCUGGUGAAAGUGAAAACCCACGUCAAAAUGUGCCAAAGGCGAUUCGAGCAACCUUCUUCCGAAUCCUUCUCUUUUACGUGUUCUCUGUGUUUUUUAUCGGCCUCUUGGUGCCGUCUGAUAACCCUGAUCUCCUUUCCGGCGCAUCCAAUGCAUCGGGAUCACCAUUUGUGAUAGCCGCAGGACUGGCCGGUGUCAAAGUUCUGCCUAGCAUCAUCAAUGCCGUCCUUUUGACAGUUGUGCUAUCAGCUGCAAAUGCAAACAUUUAUAGUGGCAGUCGCAUGCUGAUCGGUUUAUCACAAGACGGCUUUGCUCCUGCUUUCCUGGCCAAGACGACGAAGGGUGGAGUUCCUUACUACGGGGUUCUACUGACUGCGGCUUUCGGUCUUCUCGGAUUUAUGAACCUUUCCACAUCUGGUAGUACGGUUUUCAACUGGCUCCUGAACAUCUCUGCUGUCGCAGGAUUCAUUUUGUGGGCGUCACUUAAUGCCUGCCACAUUGCAUUCAUGCGAGCUCUUAAGGCCCGUAGAAUCUCGCGGGAUCUCCUUCCAUACAAAGCCCCAUUCCAACCCUUCCUGUCUUACUAUGGAUUGUUUUUCAACAUUCUCAUCAUGCUGACGCAAGGAUUUACUGCAUGGAUUCCUUCGUUCAGUGUCGAGAGCUUCUUUGUCGCAUACGUUAGCCUGAUUCUCUUCGCUGUGUUGUACAUUGGUCAUAAGUUGGUGUAUCGGGAUCCUCUGGUUUCUCCUCUGCAGGCUGACCUCGACACUGGUCGACUUGAGGUUGAGAAUGAACAUUGGGAGGUCACAGUCCCUACAACAUGGUAUGGCAAACUUUGGCAUCUAAUCAAUGGCUAG